AUUUUGUCCCGCCUUAUCCACAUCCCGAAACCACCACCAGCUCCUCCGCUUCCAUCGUUCUUCCACCAACGCCUAGAUUCAUCGGAACCGUACCCUCAUCCCCUCCCCACCGCAUGGCCGCGGCGCUCGCCUCCUCCCGCUGCUGCCGCCGCCCUUCGCUUCUUACCACUGAUCGCCGCCGAAGCUCCGUCGCCCGGUGUGCGCUCUCCGGCGGGAAAGGAAACUCAUUUAGCUGGAAAGAAUGUGCAAUUUCUGUAGCAUUGUCUGUUGGAUUAAUUAGUGUCCCACCAACAUUUGGAUGGUCGGCCCAUGCAUAUCCUCUCGAACCUGUAAUUCCUGAUAUUUCAGUUCUUAUUUCUGGACCUCCCAUUAAAGAUCCAGGUGCUUUGUUGAGAUAUGCUUUGCCCAUAGAUAAUAAAGCUAUUCGUGAAGUUCAAAAACCGCUAGAGGAUAUUACCGAUAGUCUCAAAGUUUCUGGUGUUAGAGCGUUGGAUUCAGUUGAAAGAAAUGUGAGGCAGGCCUCAAGAGCGCUGACUAAUGGGAGGAGUUUAAUACUUUCGGGUCUUGCUGAAUCAAAGAGAGCAAACGGAGAAAAAACAUUGGAUAAAUUAGCUGUUGGACUUGAAGAGCUUCAACGAAUUAUUGAGGAUAGAAACAGGAAUGCGGUAGCUCCAAAGCAGAAAGAGCUUCUCAAUUAUGUUGGAACUGUAGAAGAAGAUAUGGUCGAUGGCUUCCCCUAUGAAGUACCAGAAGAAUACAACAACAUGCCUCUUCUUAAAGGAAGAGCUACUGUGGAUAUGACGGUUAAGAUUAAAGAUAAUCCAAACGUAGAAGAUUGUGUAUUUCGGAUAGUUCUGGAUGGAUAUAAUGCUCCUGUGACUUCUGGGAACUUCGUAGAUCUGGUGGAACGGAAGUUCUAUGAUGGCAUGGAAAUCCAAAGAGCUGAUGGUUUUGUUGUUCAGACGGGAGAUCCCGAGGGACCAGCCGAGGGUUUUAUUGAUCCCGGUACUGGCAAGAGUCGUACCAUACCUCUUGAGAUAAUGGUUGAUGGUGACAAGGCGCCUAUAUAUGGCGAAACACUUGAGGAACUUGGUCUUUACAAGGCUCAAACAAAGCUUCCUUUUAAUGCAUUUGGAACGAUGGCAAUGGCUAGAGAACUCACAUAUAUAAUGGAGUGGACGGAAUUCGACCGCGCCACCAAACACACCUACUUGAACACCUGUUACCACUGCGCCAAGGAAUUUGAUGACAACUCCGCUUCUAGUCAAGUCUUCUGGCUCUUGAAAGAAAGUGAGCUGACGCCAAGCAAUUCCAAUAUAUUGGAUGGGCGGUAUUCGGUGUUUGGAUAUGUAACCGAGAAUGAGGAUUUCUUGGCUGAUCUCAAGGUUGGGGACGUUAUUGAAUCAAUCCAGGUUGUCUCAGGCCUAGACAAUCUUGUCAACCCGAGCUACAAGAUUUUAGGGUAGCAUGUUUCUGUAUAUAAGAGUUCUUUGACAGGCAAUUGUUCUACGGUAUUAAAACCGAUGUCAUGCGCUGCAACUUCUAACCUUGUACAAUUGUUUUGUUUCCCUUUUUAUGCUUAUGGUUUGGCAUUCUGUGGAAUUCAACAGAUAAUAGAAAGAUCAAAGUUAUUUACCA
Messenger RNA from Triticum dicoccoides, 1638 nucleotides. Its product is annotated as peptidyl-prolyl cis-trans isomerase, chloroplastic-like. Gene Ontology annotation, molecular function: peptidyl-prolyl cis-trans isomerase activity. The coding region runs from base 114 to 1466 and encodes 450 amino acids. The transcript has 8 exons. Gene Ontology annotation, biological process: protein peptidyl-prolyl isomerization. The record is from RefSeq and is a predicted model, not a curated record. Lineage: Eukaryota; Viridiplantae; Streptophyta; Magnoliopsida; Poales; Poaceae.